Messenger RNA from Lucilia sericata (common green bottle fly), 2225 nucleotides. RefSeq names its product sodium-independent sulfate anion transporter. Gene Ontology annotation, cellular component: membrane. The coding region runs from base 134 to 2152 and encodes 672 amino acids. The record is from RefSeq and is a predicted model, not a curated record. NCBI's taxonomy places the organism in Eukaryota, Metazoa, Arthropoda, Insecta, Diptera, Calliphoridae. Gene Ontology annotation, molecular function: sulfate transmembrane transporter activity. The transcript is spliced from 5 exons. Gene Ontology annotation, biological process: transmembrane transport.
CUCACUCACUUCAAUUAGACUAUAACUAAAGUUAAUAAAGUUAAGACGUUAAGCGAGACAUUUAAAAAAAUAAUCUAAAAUACAAAUGGACUAAAUAAAAAAAAUACAAAUAUAAAAAAACACUUUAAAAACCAUGUCUUCAUUAGAAAAUCAAACCGAUUUUCAUAAAACAAACGAAUUACAUACAAAUGUCGAUACAACAUUUUAUGGUUCCACCGAAUUUAUCUUAAUAACCGAUCAUCAAACCUCGAAAUCACGCAGUCGCGAACAAUUAGAUGCGAAUACGCAUGAUAAUGAAAGUUAUUGCCAGUCUUGCGUGAAAAAUAUUUUUCGCAAGAAAACUCUUUAUAAACGUUUGCCCAUUUUAACAUGGCUACCGAAAUAUAAUGCCGCAGAUGCUAUCGGUGAUUUGAUAGCUGGUAUUACGGUCGGUCUUACUGUAAUACCACAGGGUUUAGCUUAUUCAAGUGUUGCCGGUCUUCCCACACAGUUCGGUCUAUAUGGCUCUUUUAUGGGUUGUUUUGUCUACGUCCUACUCGGUACUUGUAAAGAUAGUACAGUGGGUUCUACUGCCAUUGCGUCCCUAUUAACAUAUCAAAUUGCACGUGGUGUUUGGCAAAGAGCUGUCUUAUUGGCAUUUCUCACCGGUAUUCUAGAAAUAUUAAUGGCAAUAUUUCGAUUGGGAUUUUUAGUGGACUUUGUAUCUGGUCCCGUUAGUGCUGGUUUUACAAGUGCUGUUGCACUAAUUGUCUCAACGUCACAAGUGAAGAAUAUAUUGGGUGUGAAAAGUGAAGGUGGUUCAUUUCUGCAACGAUGGAUUAGUAUGAUAAAUGAUAUAGAAAAUAUACGUGUAAAUGAUGCCAUCUUGGGAAGUUGUUGUGUUAUAAUUCUUAUUGUUUUAAGAACAAUUGGACGUAUGAAAAUCGGACCCAAAGAAGCUGAUGAACAGAAAUGGCAUCAUAAAGUGAUCAAUAAAUGUUUGUGGUUUUUGGGUGUUAUGCGCAAUGCUACCUUAGUGAUAGCCUGUGCUUUGGGCAGCAUGUACUUGGAGUCGCAAGGAAAACAUUAUUUCCGUUUAACUGGUAAUGUACCUGAAGGUUUACCCACACCAGCUAUACCACCAUUUUCCAUAGAACCCCGUCCAGGCAAUGCUACCUUGGGUAUUGAGCCUAUUGCAGGAGAAAGCUUUUUGGAUAUGAUUAAUAAUCUGGGUUAUGGUUUGAUAAUUGUACCUAUGAUAGCUUUAUUGGAAAAUAUAUCAGUUUGCAAGGCAUUUGCUAAGGGAAAACCUAUUGAUGCUACUCAAGAACUGUUCGCCAUUGGUGUGGCUAAUGUGGCCAACUCAUUUUUCCAAGGAUAUCGUGGCAAUGGUGGCUUAGCUCGUUCGGCUGUUAAUAAUGCCAGUGGUGUUAGAACUCCUUUGGCUAAUUUGUACAUCGGUUUGGUGGUGAUGUUGGCUUUAAUGUACCUAACAAAAUAUUUCUAUUUUAUACCUCUCACAGUUUUGGGCGCCAUUAUUAUUUCAGCAGUUAUAUUCCAAUUGCAAUAUCAUGUCAUAAAACCAAUGUGGCGUAGUAAAAGAUCUGAUUUAAUACCUGGUAUAGUGGCCUUUAUAGCCUGUCUAGUUUUGCCUUUGGAAAUUGGUAUCUUAAUCGCCAUAGGAAUAAAUUUGUUAUUUAUACUUUAUCAUUCGGCCAGACCUAAAGUGUCUCUAGAAACAAUAGAGACUACGGAGGGCAUUAAGUUCCUUAAACUAACACCAGAUCGUUGCUUAAUCUUUCCCUCAGUUGAAUUUGUUCGCAAUUUAAUCCUCAAAUCCGGUACAAAAACUUCAUUACCUGUCGUUGUCGAUUGUACUUAUGUCUAUGGUGCCGACUAUACAGCUGCCAAAGUUAUUUGUUCCAUGAUUCAAGAUUUUAAGCUACGUAAUCAGAAAAUCAUAUUCUUUAAUUUAAAACCGAGUGUUGUGCAUAUUUUUGAGGGCCUUAAUUGUAAAUUGAGUUUGUGCUAUAAUGUCGAUAGUUUGAUGCAAGAAUUGAGAAAAGCCACUGGUGUAGCACCACCCGCUAUAACGACAAUGCAACUUGCUAAUGAUAAUAAUAGUAUGGCAAGUACUAUAACAUUGACAAAAUUUCAAACAAAUAAUUCUUAGAUCAAUUCAUAUUAAAUAGGUUUUCAAAAACAAAAGUUCAUUUUUAAUAAAUUUUCAUAAUAAAUAAGUUAAA